Molecule: messenger RNA, 561 nt
Organism: Prorocentrum cordatum
Lineage: Eukaryota; Dinophyceae; Prorocentrales; Prorocentraceae
Source: the annotation of a GenBank genome assembly
AUGGCACAGUCCCACACAUACUUACAUGUUCACACGCCAAUGAUUUGCAGGCGGUUGUUGGCGUUUGCGUUGGUGGGCCUCGCUGGCGUCUGCCAGUGCGUCACGAUCCGCCACAAACAUCACCAUCAUCAUCAUAAACGGGGACGGCAGUCAAAGGUUGUGUUGAAGCCAAAAGCCAAACACGAAGCAGGCUCGAUCAGAUCGACAGAGUGGGUUGACAACGUCUCGUUCGUGCUCCCCGUGAAUGGCAUCGCGCAGCCCGAGACGAAGACGGCGGUCGUGACGUUCGCGGGCAAGAAGAACCCCGAGUACAUCGAUGGGGCCGUAAUGCUGGCCAUGUCAGUCAAGCAGCAUUUGCCACACAUGCACAUGGCGGCCAUGAUCAUUGAGCAAAUGAAGAAGGAUAAGCAGAGGCUUCUGAGAAAUGCUGGUUGGAAAACAGUUGUUGUACCGAAUUGGGACGCCGAGUAUUGCGGAGAAGAUUGUGACCUAGAGUUCUUGGGGCGUUGGCAUGACAGGUUCGACGGAUUAAUUGCUUCCGCCUGCCCUUCGAAAGGGUGA